Messenger RNA from Trypanosoma conorhini, 471 nucleotides. RefSeq lists its product as uncharacterized. The annotation marks the transcript as partial. The transcript has a single exon. The record is from RefSeq and is a predicted model, not a curated record. NCBI's taxonomy places the organism in Eukaryota, Euglenozoa, Kinetoplastea, Trypanosomatida, Trypanosomatidae.
GAUGAAGAGGAGGAUGAAGAGGAGGAUGAAGAGGAGGAUGAAGAAGAGGAUGAAGAAGAGGAUGAAGAGGAGGAUGAAGAAGAGGAAGAGGAGGAUGAAGAGGAGGAUGAAGAGGAGGAUGAAGAGGAGGAUGAGGAGGAGGAUGAAGAAGAGGAUGAGGAGGAGGAUGAAGAGGAGGAUGAAGAGGAGGAUGAGGAGGAGGAUGAAGAAGAGGAUGAAGAGGAGGAUGAUGAUGAUGGUGAGGGAAAGAAAGAAAAGGACAAUGAUGACGAGGAGGAUGAAGAGGAGGAGGAAGAUGGUGAUGAGAGAAAGGACGAAAAGGGCAAUGACGACGACGAUGAUGACGACGACGACGACGACGAUGAUGACGGCGACGACGACGACGACGAUGAUGAUGAUGAUGAUGAUGAGGAGGAUGGGGGUAAACGAGCCAGUGGGGUACCGCCGCGGCACACGUUGCGACGUCGUUAG